GAGCAGCCAAUCAGAAGUCGCUAGCCGUUGUAAAUAAACUGCUCCUGUGAGCUCGUGCAGCUGGAUCGCGAAGAGAAAGAGGAACCAUGCCGUUGGAGACGACAAUCAGCGAAAGGAGGACAGCUGAGGCCAGUGCGGCAAGCAGCAGCCGACAGGAGGGCCCUGGAGGACUAUGGGACUCUGUGAAGAAAGCAGCGUUUGUCAUUGGAUCUGGAAUCUUGUUCUUGGCUGCAUUUGGCAACUCACUGACAUGGCACCUUCAGAGAUUUUGGGGAGCUUCAGGAGAUUUCUGGCAGAACUUGUGGAUAAAGUUGUACAUGGCAUUUGAGGGUCAUGAUGCAGCUUUGUUCUUCAUGGGGACAAUGUUGGCUCCCACUGUAGUGUUCUGGGCUUUGAAUGCUCUGCUGCUAUUGGUGGACACCACUGGUAAACCAUCUUUCAUCACUCGAUACCGCAUCCAGGUGGACAAGAACAACCCGGUGGAUCCUGUUAAGCUACGCCAGGCAGUAAAGACCGUCCUCUUCAACCAGGUGCUCAUCUCUGGGCCCAUGGUGGUCGCUAUAUACUACCUGAUGACCUGGAGAGGAAACCCCUGUGGCCCUGAGCUGCCUACCUUCCACUGGGCUCUGGUGGAACUGGCUGUCUUCGCCAUCCUGGAAGAAAUUCUGUUUUACUAUUCACACAGGUUGUUCCACCACCCCAACCUCUACAAACAUUUCCACAAACAGCACCAUGAGUGGACCGCUCCCAUUGGUGUCGUCUCCAUCUACGCUCAUCCUCUGGAGCAUGUGCUCUCCAACAUGAUGCCGGUGGUAAUCGGGCCGGUGAUUCUGGGAUCCCACCUGUCCACCACCUCCAUGUGGUACUGCGUGGCUCUGGUCAGCACCACCAUCUCUCACUGCGGCUAUCAUCUGCCCUUUCUGCCCUCCCCUGAGUUCCACGACUUCCAUCACCUCAGGUUCAACCAGUGCUACGGAGUUUUUGGUGUGCUGGACCGGCUCCACGGCACCGACGCCAAAUUCAGGGAGACCAAACAGUAUGAACGGCACACGCUGCUCACCAGCCUCACCCCUCUUACCCAGAGCAUCCCCGACACAUCUAAGAAGGGCCAGUGACGACCUGCCACCUUUGACCUCAGGCCUCACCAAGCUUUUGGAUGGUUAUAAAAGCGGGGAAGGGGUGGGGGUAGAGUUCCCCAUCUGUCUUAAUUAGGUUUUGAUUGUUUUAAUGUUUAUCAGUUUCAGACUGUGAAACUCCCCCCGUGCGAUUUAAACUGUGGUUGUUGCACUUUAGCAGAUGUUUAUCACUUCCUGUUCAGUGGGAGUCGCUGCCACGAAUAAUUUUUUAAAUGAUCAAUUAUGAAAUUGAUUAUUGAAGAUCAGGAUUUGGUCCUUUACUGGUGAUGAGGCAGAGCCGUCUGUUGGUUGGGGUCAUGUUCUGGUAACAUCCCACCAAAAUACAAAAUGCACCAGAAUAAAAACUAAACAAUUAAGUUCAGCUAUGCUAAAAAAAUAAACAAAAAAACCCCCAUAAAACUCAGUCCUUUAACCUACAUCAUGGAAAUAUGGCUCACCUCCCAGAUUCCACUUUCAUGUAGUGAUUUAAUCAUGUAAAGAUUACCUCUUCAUGUUUGUAACAUAGUAUUAAUGUUCAUUUUAAUAUCAAAUACAAGCUUUUGUGUUGUAGAUACCUUAACACAUAGUAACAGCACUUAAAGCCGGCACAUGAUCACUUACUGUUUAUCCAGAAGAUCUGGCAACAGACAGAUCUUAGCUGCACUUUCUGUUAUCAUGACACUUAAACAUGCUUUGAAAUGUUAAGCAUGGCUUUUUGUAAUACAAAAAAGAAAAACCUCCAAUUGUUGGGAAUAUGUAUUCUAUGAUAGAUAAAAUGUUGUUCUGAUGGGACAGUUUGAUUAAAAUAUUUUAAAAAGA
Melanotaenia boesemani (Boeseman's rainbowfish) is the source of this 1934-nucleotide messenger RNA. RefSeq names its product fatty acid hydroxylase domain containing 2 (gene faxdc2). NCBI's taxonomy places the organism in Eukaryota, Metazoa, Chordata, Actinopteri, Atheriniformes, Melanotaeniidae. The transcript is spliced from 9 exons. Gene Ontology annotation, molecular function: iron ion binding; C-4 methylsterol oxidase activity. The record is from RefSeq and is a predicted model, not a curated record. Gene Ontology annotation, biological process: sterol biosynthetic process. The coding region runs from base 87 to 1115 and encodes 342 amino acids.